AUGACAAGUCAAGUUGUGCCGUUAAGCACAUUUGUGCAACAUUUGGAGUCCUGUGAAGGAUAUGAGUUUAGGACCAUGAUAAAGAUGCUAGCUUCACCGGCAUAUGCGAAGCAGCAACUGCUGAAAGAUGAACUCAGUGUAUUCAUGGCCAAAGUGCUAAAGCUACUUCGGUCAAAGGACGACUACCAGGUUUGGAAAGGCUGUCAUAUUGCGACAGUGUUCUGUACAUAUAAUCCUGUGGUGUUGUGUUCCUUCGGCGGAGAACUGAUGGGAAUAUUAUAUCGGGCCCUAGAAGAUGCUACCAAGUACUAUGGGGACUCUGUCCAGACGGAGCAGCGGAAGGUGAUGGUUCGCGCUCUUGUUAAGACUCUAGACACGCUGAUGGACCUGAUUCGGGGCAAACCGUCGCUAACGCGGGAGGCGCUGACUCCGCAUCUAUCGGCAAUCAUCCCCAUGCUGAUUUCUUUUGGGAGGUGCGAACCCAACCUGUCUCUGCCGGUGAUUAAAAAGCUUCUUUCCAAACACAGUACGACUUUCCGGCCACACGUUGGAAAGCUAAAGCAAUUGCUGACCGAACUGUACGGCCACUACCAGAGCCUUGACCCUGUAACACGCAAGGUGGUCUGUGACACAGCCGCGUACUUGCAUUUGACUCAGAAGCCCGGCAAUAACGCCAAUGAGCACCAAGCACAUCACAAGAGCUUCCCUGAUGAGCACUGGAGGGCAGGGCUUUUUUCUGUUCUUAGUCAGUUUGGUCCAGUAGUGCGCUUGUGGGGAGAGAUUCUAGAUAUUGGAUCCGACGAGAACUUAGCUCGCCUGCUCGAGACUCUGCCACGAGACACCGCCAAUGACACAAGUCCCCUGCUACCUGCCCUUACUGUGGACAUAAACAAGCCAGUCACGUUAUGGCAUAUUAGUGCGCGGCUUGAACAACUAACAGAUAUGGUUGAAUCCUUCAUCAGGCUACCGACUUUGUUCCCCACCCGCAUCCCCCUCGGGGAGCUGGUAAAGGUUUCAGAGAUCUUGCUGUCUCUCACAACGAAUUACCUUCCAUUGAAGCGCGGCCUACGUCGCGAUGCCGCUCUGACCGGGAGCAUUAGGUCUGCCCUGCCUGAAACGCAGCUACAGGGGAUCCGACUACUGCGGUGUUUGUCUGACCACAUAGGCAAAAACCUAAUUACUUAUAUGCCAGCGAUUCUGUCCUCUAUGGAACUAUUUAUUCCACUUAAGGAUAAAAAGACCUCGAUAGACUACCAGAAAUGUGUUGAUCUGCAGAACGGAUUGUUGCAGCUCACGGCACUUAUGAACUCAAUUGCUCAACAUUUGGGUCAUAAGGUCGAGGAAAUGUCUCUCGCUAUUAAGCUUGUUGAUAUCUGUGCAUAUAUUAUUGAACACAAGCAGAAUUUGGAUUCUGCAUUUAGCAGCACAUCUGGGACAGCGAAAGCCGCUGGUGGGGCGAAGAAGAAGGAAUACAAAGCUAAAACAGGCUCCAUGUCGGACUUAUUCUCUCAUCCACAUAAAUUCUUGCACCCAGUCCCUCUUGAGAAUUACACGGUCGUCAAUACUUACUACAACAUGGCACUGACACACUGGAAAUUGCCGUCUACGCAACAAGCAAAGAUAACAAAAUACUGCAUUUACUACUCUCUCUCGUUUAAGGAAAAACUAGGGUAUAUCCCCCAGACCUUUAUUGAACUACUCAAUACAAUUGUGCUAUUUCCAGGUAAGGAUCGCUUCUCCAUUUUGCCAAUUGCUGUACAUUUGCUGAAGGAGACGGGCGAUCCGGUGUUCGACGUGUUAUGCAAUCCGAAACUACCACUUGAGAUGAUACAGAUACGGAGGCAACCUACAUCUUCUGAGGAUGAUACCGCAACAUCAGAAGCGGAAGAAUAUGCCGCACCAGCUGACCAAGAUGAUGAACAUCUAUCUGAUGAUGAACACACUACGGUGGAUGACGGUGUUGCCACAAAUGCCGUCAUGGGCCUGAAUAACCUUGUCUCUUCAGAGACUCUACGUUCUGAACAAGAUUCGGCUCUUGAAACCCAGCAUCCUGAACAAGCGCGGACUUCCAAUUUAGUUCCAGAUGAGGCUUCAGAGGGUAGGGAAGACGCUAGGAUCUUUAAGAAACGCUCUUCUAGCGAUGAACAAGACCCACCGUCGAAGCGGACGAGAGCUGUGGCCGCUCAAACACCAGUACCCGCAGCAGUGCCAGUGGAUAACGGAGAGCCAGAAUCCGAUGAUGGUAGCGACUUCGAGAUUCCUGAGAUUGAACUCAGCGAUGCAGAUGAAGAGUAA
This is a messenger RNA of Eremothecium gossypii ATCC 10895, 2295 nucleotides long. It is a transcript of the gene RIX1, whose product is annotated as Rix1p. NCBI's taxonomy places the organism in Eukaryota, Fungi, Ascomycota, Saccharomycetes, Saccharomycetales, Saccharomycetaceae. The record is from RefSeq and is marked provisional. Gene Ontology annotation, biological process: rRNA processing. The coding region runs from base 1 to 2295 and encodes 764 amino acids. Gene Ontology annotation, cellular component: nucleus. The transcript has a single exon.